AUGGUCACCUGGACCGACCCCAAGCUGCAGACCCCCAUGUACUUCCUGCUCAGCCAGCUCUCCUGCGUGGACAUGGCCUUUGCCUCCAACACUGUCCCACCGUUCCUGGUCCACAUGUUCUUCAAGCGUAAUGCCAUCCCUUAUGACAGCUGCUUUGUCCAGAUGACCUUUACCCUGGCUGCGGGCAGCAUGGAGGGCUACUUCUUGGCUACCAUGACCUAUGACUGCUAUGUGGCCAACUGCAGGCCCUAUGCACUAUGUGGCAGUCAUGACCCAGUUGUUCUGCGUGUGCAUAGUGGCUGGGUCCUGGUGACCCUCCUCCGUUCCCUGCAUGCCAUCCAGUUGUCCCUGGCGUCCUACUGCAACAAUUGCAAACUGCACUUCUUCUGUGAUAUCCCCUUCCUGGUGUCACUUGACUGCCCCAAGCCUUUUCUCAAUGACCUGGUGCUUUUCAUGGAGGGCAUCAGCGUGGUCAUCUCCCCUUUACUCUUCAUCUUGGCCUCCUAUGCCUGCAACGGGGCUGCUGUGCUAAGCAUGCGCUUAGCUGCCGGGCUACACAAGACCAUGUCCACCUGUGGCUCUCACGUGCUAGUGGUGAUGCUGUUCUUUGGCACAGUGAUCGACCUCCUGGAACAGAACUGGCACGUUGCCAUCUUCCACACGGUGGCAUCACCCAUGCUGAACUGGCUCAUCUACAGCCUGCGGAAUCGCAAAAUCCAGGAAACUAUGCACAGGCUUCUGAGAAAGGGCCUUCAGGGGUCCAGAUAA
Molecule: messenger RNA, 768 nt
Organism: Tachyglossus aculeatus (Australian echidna)
Lineage: Eukaryota; Metazoa; Chordata; Mammalia; Monotremata; Tachyglossidae
Product: olfactory receptor 1G1-like
Exons: 2
Coding region: 1-768 (255 amino acids)
Biological process (GO): G protein-coupled receptor signaling pathway
Cellular component (GO): membrane
Molecular function (GO): olfactory receptor activity
Source: RefSeq, a predicted model, not a curated record